GCGCUCUGCGGCAACACGGCCUCAGCCUCCAGCUCCUCGAGAUCGGGACGGAACAGCCCCGGAGAGUGCCCCGGAAAUUUCCGGCUGGUGAAGAUGCCCCCAGACGGGAAUUGCUUGUUCCACGCUCUGUCCCGCGACAGCGGCGAGGACGCUUCAGCCCUGAGGAACGAGGUGGCCGACUUCUUGGAGGAGCAAGCCGCGCAACAACAAGAACACGAAGACUCCUGGCUGGAUGAAGCAGCCAUGCUCCGAGGUGAUCCCGAAGAGUGCUGGGGAGGAGACGUCUCCGCGCUCGCAUGGUCGCUGCUGCGAGAGCGCCGCGCGCAAGUUCAUUGGCGUGAUUAUGCCCAAGACUAUUUCCGCUUCGACGAGCGAACCCACUGGCAGGUGCUGGACAACAUGGCUGACCCUGACAAGCAUCCCGUCCUGCAUCUCUUGUACAACGGCAUUGAUCACUACGACUUGCUGUUGCCUGACUCGGGCACGGACCCCGUGGAUCAGGAGAGACCAACAGCGCGACCCACAGCGCACGCUGCCCACGGGCGCCAAACGGGGGAGUCCGGUGGCUCACACUCCUCGGCCUGGGUGAGCGGCGAGGCGUGGCCUCGCAUCUUCUGCGCCUUCAACGACUGUGCAUGGUGCAGCGAGCACGGGGACGAAGAAGAGCUGUUGCAGCACCUGCAUCAGCAUCACCUGCCACAGCUGGAACCGCUGCUGCAGCUCCUGCCCGAUCCGAAUGCACAGGAUGCACUCCUCAGCAUUUACAACGAGGCCGUGGCGAUCAAGUGCCGCCUCGCAAGCUCCUCUGGCAGGAUCUUCCUUGGACCGCACGGCGUUGCGGUCGUUCGCCAGAGCAACCUCUGGCGACAGGGCCGAAGCGCCUGCAUCCACACCCGAGUCGCCGAGACAGAGGACGCAGGCAACAUCAAGUGGCACCGGCCACUGCAGCGAGCAGCGGGCGCAACGUCGGCCACCUUCCUGGGUCGGCCGCUGUCUGAGAUCGCCAACAUCCUGGGCCUGGACUCUUUCCUCGAGAAGUACGACCGCCUCGAAGGAGACCUGAAGUUAACCACCUUCGAAGACUUCGCGCACUGGCGCGUGCGGCUCCCGAGCAACGACGGCGGAGAAGACGGGCCCUUCUUGCUAUGCUGUCCGGAAGACCACCGCUGCGCUGCCCAUCCUCAACACGUGGCGGAGGGUCGCUUCUGCGAAGAGUGCGAAGUGCCCCUGUGCAGCGAGUGUCACCAGCGAUUGAAAGCCGGCAAGCUGCCGCCUCUGAGCCUCUGCAACGACAUGUGGACUGGGUAUGCCCCGGAGCGGCUCUACGCGGAGAACGUCACAGUGAUGGAAAUGAUCUGCGCAAGCCCGUGCGUCACCACGCUGAUCUGCAUGUCCAUGGAGGCCCGGUAUCGGAGCGACAGCUCCUCGCUGGAGGAGAAGAUCCACCCGCUCGACGAGAAGGUCCACAUGGCCAGGCACCGACUUGGGGCCCGGGGCAACGCGCUGACUUUCCCGCUGGCUUGGGAGGAUUUGCUGCGCAAGCUGCAAGCGCAUCACGGACUGCUGGACUCCGAAGCAAACCAAGAA
This is a messenger RNA of Symbiodinium necroappetens, 1587 nucleotides long. Lineage: Eukaryota; Dinophyceae; Suessiales; Symbiodiniaceae. The record is from the annotation of a GenBank genome assembly.